AUAUGCUAAUUAGGGACGGGUCUACUCUGACAGUGACCUUGAGAAAGACAAUAAAACGAGCACAAACCUCUAAUAAUAGUAAUCAUGUUGUGUGCACCCUGAGUGCGUCGGGUACGUCUGCGUGUGGAGUUGCCAGUGCCAUCAUGUCCUGCUUUGARGCGAAUAAGUUCGGAGGGGCUGGUCCUUUUCUACGAAAAACUGAUCUGGAGUUGCUGGCUGCGCAAAUCAUCUCGUUUGAUGGUAAAACGCGAGCAUGGGUUCCAGACGAAAAGGAGGCUUACAUUGAGGAUGAGAACAAGCAGCUCGACGGAGACAAUGUUAUCGUUGAGAUCAAAGAUAGAAGAAAGCUCUACAGUCUUACAGUGAAAGAGGAGGACAUCCAGCAAAUUAAUCCUCCUAAGUUUGACAUGAUAAAGGACAUGGCCAUGCUGACACACCUAAACAAGGCUUCUGUGCUCUGUCAAUUAUCUACAGUACACACCGGCUCAUUCAAGGGAUUUUCUUAAUUUUUUUACUAUUUUCUACAUUGUAGAAUAAUAGUAAAGACAU
This is a messenger RNA of Salvelinus sp. IW2-2015, 549 nucleotides long. The record is from RefSeq and is a predicted model, not a curated record. Lineage: Eukaryota; Metazoa; Chordata; Actinopteri; Salmoniformes; Salmonidae.